UUGACAUGGCGGAGGUGCUCAGUCCGCGUCGCGCCGCGCCAGCAAACAGGCGAGCAGGCCAACUCCGAGCCUGGGAAUAACACCUCCGCUACGACAAGAAGGAAGAACAAAGUCGUCCGUCUCAACAUUCGCAGCGAGAUCGGGCAGUUGAGUGAAAUUCUCCAUGAAUGUACGUCACAAUGAUGAUGACAGACCAGAUUCCACUGGACUUGGCUCCGCCCCCUCUCCUGAACGGGGAGGUCCCGCUCAUGCCUCACAUGGUUAACGGCGAUGCAGCCCAGCAGGUGAUCCUGGUACAGGUGAACCCGGGGGAGACGUUCACCAUCCGAGCGGAGGACGGAUCUCUGCAAUGCAUUCAGGGUCCAGCUGAGGUCCCCAUGAUGUCCCCCAAUGGCUCCAUCCCCCCCAUCCACGUGCCCCCAGGAUACAUUUCUCAGGUGCUGGAAGAUUCCACGGGGGUCCGUCGGGUGGUGGUGACCCCCCAGUCUCCCGAGUGUUACCCCCCCUCCUACUCCCCCGCGUUGUCGCCCACGCACCACCUGCCGCCCUACCUGGCCCACCCCCACUUCAUCCCCAACUCCCACUCCUUCUACCCGCCCGUCAGCCCGGGCGAGCUGACCCACCAGUACUACCAGCACCACCUGCACCCCAUGUACGGCGACCCCGAGAUCAUCCCCGUCUACGGCAUGUCCAACUUCAUCCGCGAGGAGACUUACAGCAAACCUCAGCCCAAAAAGAUGAAAGAGCAAAGACAACUGGAGCGACAGAACAGACUCAACUCGCCUCCGUCCUCCGUCUACAAAAGCAGUCCGGGACCCGCCCACAACGGCUACAGUAAAUCACACGUCCCGUCGCUGGGGUCGCUGGGGUCAGGGGGCGGAGUCAACAGUCCGAGUGGGAAGAAACCGGAGCGGCGACUCCGGAGCAGUCCCCGCAACGUUGAAGUGGAUGUGCAGACGCCAGAUCAGGACUCGGAGGGGAAACGUGUUCAAGACAUGUUGUCGACCAUCUCAAAACCACAGGUGUCCAACUUGCAGGCCCGGUCGGCGCGCUUGUCUUGGUCGCCGCCCGAAGGCCUGGCGAGCCGACACGGCAACGGCGUGCAGGCGUCGUGCUCCUACGAGGUCUUUCUCUCGGACAAAGGGCGCGAGGGGAAGUACCGCCUUAUUUACAGUGGCGAAGACGUGGAGUUCCACGUGAAAGAUCUACGAGCCGCCACGGACUAUCACGUACGCGUGUGUGCACUCUUCAACUCGGCGCGCGGCGCGUGCAGCGAGGCCACCUCCUUCACGACACACUGCGGCGUUCCCGACGUCCCGCUGGCGCCCAAACUGUCCCACCGCACUAAAAGCACACUCACUUUACAGUGGAAGCCACCAGGCGACAACGGAUCCAAAAUCACAAACUACCUGCUGGAGUGGGAUGAGGGCAAGAAGAAGAGUGUUUUUGGGGAAUGUUACUUUGGCAGCCAGCGACACUGCAAACUCACACGACUUUUCCCCGCCUGUGGUUACAACUUCAGGCUGGCGGCGCACAACGACAUCGGCACAAGCGGCUUCAGCCCGGAGGUGGUCUGCUACACCAUGGGCACCUUGCCCGCCCUGCCUCUGGCACCACGUCUGGUGCGGGCGGGGGUGUCCUGGGUGGCCCUGGAGUGGGGGCGACCCGAGGGCAGCCCCAAUGAUGAGCAGCUGAAGUACACGCUGGAGAUGCGGGAGGACGACAGCGGGGCGGACUUCCACCCCAAGUACACUGGAGAAAAGACCAGCUGUACUGUAGAAGGCCUGAAGAGGAGCACGCAGUAUAAAUUCAGGCUCAUCACAUCCAACAUGGAAGGCAGGAGCAGUCCCAGCGAGGUCCUGGUGUGCACCACCAACCCGGACAAGCCAGGACCGCCCUCUGCGCCGUGCGUGGUGGCGUCCACGCCCUGCACCCUCACCGUCACCUGGGAACCGCCUCGGGACGACGGAGGCUCGGACGCGCUCACCUAUCUGCUGGAGAUCUGCGAGGGCUGUUCACAAGCGAGCCAAUGGGAAGUGGCGUACAGCGGGCCAUGGACAGAGUGCGUGUGCGAGCGUCUGUCGGCGGGCAGCGUGUACAAGCUGCGGGUGUGCAGCAUCACCACGGGGGGCCACAGUCAGUGCGCCACCAGCGUCCCAGUCCGCACUUUAAGCGUGCCGCCGGGGCCCUGCCAGCCGCCGAGGAUUGUGGGUAAAGCCAAACACAAGGAGGUGCAGUUGGAAUGGGACGCUCCUGCCUCCGAGCCCUUGUGCAAGGCCUUGAUGUUCAACCUGGAGAUGAGCGAGGGCGACGCCAAACCAGCCCAAGUGUUCCAGGGAUCGGAGCUGCAAUGCACUGUGGGUAGUCUGCUCCCCGGGGCCACUUACACUUUCAGACUGAGGGCCGCCAACGAUGCUGGGUUUGGCGAAUACUCUGAGCCGACGGAGGUGACGACUGCAGCAGGUCCUCCUGGCCAGUGUGGGGCGCCACUCAUAUCUCUCAGCAGUAACACCUGCAUCUCGCUUACCUGGGAGAGUCCAGAAGGAUCCGGUAGCGACAUCUCGGAGUACCGCCUGGAGUGGGGUCGGGAAGACGAGCCCCUGGAGCUCAUCUACUGCGGCGCGGCCACCCAGUGUGAAGUGUGGGAUCUGAUGCCCGCCACACGCUACUGCUGCCGGCUACAGGCUGUCAAUCAAGCGGGGGCGGGGCCUCACAGCGAGCAGGUGGGUUUCCAGACGCCGGCGACCGUCCCCGACCCGGUCUCCUCCCUCAGCCUCCUGGACCUCCCGGCCUCCUCCGAGUCGGGCCAGUCGCGGUCCACCUCCUUCCUCCUCAAGUGGGAGGAGCCAAUCAGCAACGGGGCGGAGAUCUCCUCUUACAUCAUCUCGGUGGACGAGAGGACCAUCACGGUGGAGGCCGCCACAAGUCACCUCAUCAGCGGUCUGCAGCCGGACAGCCAGUACAGCGUACAGAUCAAGGCGGUGAACGCCAUCGGCUGCGGCCCUCCCAGUCCGCCCCUUGUGGUGAGGACACACCCCCUUCCGCCCGCCCCGCCCCCUCUGGAGUGCUCCGCCGGGCCGCAGAGCCUGAAGCUGAAGUGGGGCGAGAACGCCAGCAACACCCGCGCCCUGCUGGCCGACGACAUGUACUACACGCUGCAGAUGGAGGACAAAAACCACAGGUCCAGCUGA
Messenger RNA from Nerophis ophidion (straightnose pipefish), 3191 nucleotides. Its product is annotated as fibronectin type III domain-containing protein 3B-like. Gene Ontology annotation, molecular function: protein binding. The record is from RefSeq and is a predicted model, not a curated record. Lineage: Eukaryota; Metazoa; Chordata; Actinopteri; Syngnathiformes; Syngnathidae.